Molecule: messenger RNA, 1479 nt
Organism: Nannizzia gypsea CBS 118893
Lineage: Eukaryota; Fungi; Ascomycota; Eurotiomycetes; Onygenales; Arthrodermataceae
Product: isotrichodermin C-15 hydroxylase
Exons: 7
Coding region: 1-1479 (492 amino acids)
Molecular function (GO): monooxygenase activity; oxidoreductase activity, acting on paired donors, with incorporation or reduction of molecular oxygen; heme binding
Source: RefSeq, a predicted model, not a curated record
AUGUUCUUUUCAUUUGGGUUCCUGCCCAUAGUCUAUGGUCUACUUCUAUUCACCUUUGUCAAAACAGUCUAUAACCUGUACUUUCAUCCCCUCAGGUCAUACCCAGGGCCAUGGUUAGCACGCGCUUCCCGGUGGUACUAUUCGUACUACCUCAAAAUCGGACGGCUCCCACACAAGACGAAGGAAUGGCAUGAUAAAUAUGGCCGAUGUGUGAGAAUUGCACCAGACGAGCUGUCGUAUAACACCGCAGAAGCAUGGGAGGAUAUUUGUGGACACCGAACGGAAAGUAGGAUGGAUAGCUUUGAAAAAGAUCUAACGUUUUUCCCGCCUUCUCCGAACGGGGUGGAUUCAAUUGUGAUACACCGACGAUUUCGAAGACUACUGUCGCAUCCGAUGUCCGACAAAGCUCUCAGUGCCCAGCAAGAAAUCAUUACUGGUUACGUCGACCAGUUGAUCGAUGAACUCCGAGAGCGAAGUGUCGGCCAUAAAGGGGACAAGAAAGGCGUGGUCGACAUGGUCCGCUGGUUCAACUUCACUUCCUUUGAUAUCCUUGGAGACCUAGCGUUUGGUGAGCCAUUCGGCUGUCUGCGCAGCGGUGUCAUGCACCCCUGGAUAGAGCUCAUCUUUACUGCCAUCAAGUCUGUAAUGGAUAUGCAGAUUAUCCGUCGUGUUCCUGGCGCCUUCCCCUUGAUGAUGGCAAUCGCUGGGAUGUUCCAACAAAGCCAACAUUUGCAGGACCAGUUCAUGUUCUGCCAGAAGAAAGCACGCGAGCGACUUAGUAGAGAAACUACCAGGCCAGACUUCAUGACGUAUAUUCUCCGCGCAACUGAGGAGAAAGGGAUGACCCAGGAUGAGAUCGAGGCAAAUGCACAGAUCUUGAUUAUGGCUGGUAGCGAGACCACUGCAUCAGCGCUGUCUGGUACACUUUUCUAUCUGCUCAAAAGCCCGGAAGUUAUGCAGAAGCUUAGAAAGGAGAUGGAGUGCAAUUUCCAACAGGAAUCUGAUAUAACCAUGCGAUCAACCCAGGGACUGGAGUACCUGAAUGCUGUCAUACAGGAAGCGAUGAGGGUGUACCCUCCUGUUCCUUGCACGUUUCCUCGCACAACACCCCCGGCCGGUGCCAUGGUCUGCGGCCAGUUCGUUCCAGGGGGUUACAUUGUUGGUAUCAAUCAAAUGGCAGCCAUGACUUCUGCGAAGAAUUUCACAGAUCCGACAAAGUUUGUGCCAGAAAGGUGGUUGGGCGAUGAGCGUUAUAUAAGUGAUUGCAAGAAAGCGUAUCAACCAUUCUCAUAUGGACCACGCAACUGUCUCGGAAAGAAUUUGGCGUAUGCGGAAAUGAGACUUGUUCUAACGCGUCUGCUGUGGAACUUUGAUUUGGAGUUGUUGGAGGAGUCGAAGGACUGGCAUGACCGGCAGAAGGUAUGGAUGAUGUGGGAUAAAGGCGAUUUAAACGUUAAGAUCCGGCCACUGCGGCCUUAG